Messenger RNA from Striga asiatica, 906 nucleotides. The record is from the annotation of a GenBank genome assembly. Lineage: Eukaryota; Viridiplantae; Streptophyta; Magnoliopsida; Lamiales; Orobanchaceae.
AUGGGCGGGCGGUUGAGCUUCGCGAUUGGAAACUCGCAGUCAGUGGACGUGUACUGCCUCGGGACUCGUGCAUUGCUGCAGAUUAAGAAGGGGUGUGUCGGGUGUCAACACUGCACGCCGCCGCUCAUUUUCCACCGCCAUCUGCAAUACGUGUCGUACCCAUACGUUACUAACACGCCAUGGGGUGAAAGGGUGACAUUUUUGUCCAACCCGAACUCGGACUUAGUCGCGAAGCCUCUUCAUGUCAGCCUUUUCAUGAUGGGACAUGCUUGGGAACUGGAAAAUGAAAACGAGCUAACCAAAUGAUAAUCUGCACGUAGUAAUUUUAGUGCAUCAUCCGAAACUCGGUAAUUACUCAACAGCCUCAUUGGCAGCCAAAAGAGUAGUUUCGCUUUCGCCACUGGAUCAUUCUCGGUUCUUCUGGUUGAUGCCUCAUAAGGUUGCAUUAUGGAUUUAUUGGCAUGUAAGAAGAACUCACUUGAUGGUUAUGCUAUCAUGGGAAACGUGUAUAAUAGAGCUAUCCCAGGAACACAUCACAAAAUAUUUCUGGCAAGUUGGAGGAGCACGUGAAGGUUUCAUUUGGUUCAUCAUGGAAAGAAGUGUUGUGCGGAAAACAUUUAGAAGAGGGAAAUCUCAGCGUUAAUGUCAUUGGAACUUCUCAGGUGGAUGCUUUUAUUUGUUUCAACUUUUCUUUUUUUUUGUCAAUGUAAUAAGAGUUCUAAGUUCAUUAAAAAAAAUUAUAUGUGUGAAGUAGUGUCUGAGUUUGCAAAUAUAGAUAUAUUAUGGAGAUUUGUCUUCUGACACUAUUUAAGAAUGCAAUAAUGUUUAUGCUUAUAUGCUUGUAUUUGUAGAUGACAUUUCUUUCAUGUUGUUAAUUAACCAAAUACAGAUCAUAUAGGAAAUUGU